GCGUUUCGCAUAGAGAGAAGGCCUUUUCGAAGGCGCUGCUCUUGCUGCUGCUGUCAGGGGGGAUUUUACAUUUCUCUGUCCCAGCCUACCUCACAUACGAGGGAUCCGCCUUGGUUUUCGGCCUCUGUUGCCGUUUCGUUUCGCGGCAAGAGCCGAUCCUUUAAUUAAUCUCCGUCCGCCUCCUUAUCCCCGCAUCGUCGUUGACAACCGUAGCACCUACCAUCUCCGCUCCGCCUCCAUUCGUAUCCGUAUAAAACCAUCCCACCGUGCGUGUCUAUCCCGGAUAUUCUAUAGUACGCCGUCCGCUUGCAACCCGCCUUCGUCCAACGCCGAAUUUUCCAUAAUCACCCCACAUUACACUUCCCAAAGGCUUUGACAACCGCAUUUUCAGUUUGAAAGGUCCAGCCGCGUUCCGUAUCUACUUUCCGAGCUCAUCGCAACCCCCCAAGUGCCGUCUCCGCCUUGCUGACGUCACCGUAAACCAGAUCGUUAACCACGAUCGCGUCGAAUAUGAGUCAGCAUGAUAAACCAACGGAAGAUAAAGCCUCCACGUCAUCAGAAUCGGCAGAUCAAGCCGCGGUAGAAACGCAGCAACAAGACCAGCAACAAGAGCAGCAACAAGAGCAAGAGCAGCAGCAGCCUGCUCUCCCUGCUCCGCCUGCUCCUCCUAAGCAACAAGGCAGAGGUGGUCGGUCGUGGCGGCUCCUGUUCGCUGGCGGCAUGGCAGGCGCUGUUGCUCGAACGUGCACGGCACCGCUCGAUCGAAUCAAGCUUCUGCUCCAGGUGCAGCAUCUGGGGCAGCUAGGCACGUCUGCUAACGCGUACACGGGCGUGGGGCAAGCCAUAAUGAAGAUCGGGCGGGAGGAGGGCAUCCGCGCGUUCUGGAAGGGCAACGGGCUCAACAUCGUCCGCAUCUUCCCGUACUCCGCUUCCCAGUUCACGUCGCACGAGCAGUACAAGAUGCUGCUGGCGGGCUCCAGUGGGCAGCUGACCGUGCCGCAGCGGCUGAUGGCGGGCGCCAUGGCGGGCAUGACGGCCACGGCGCUCACGCACCCGCUGGACACGGUGCGCCUGCGCAUGGCCAUGCCCACGUCCGGGUACACGGGGAUCUCGAACGCCUUUGGCACGAUCAUUGCCAAGGAGGGUCCACUGGCUUUGUACAAGGGCCUAUUCCCUACACUGCUGGGUAUCGCCCCGUAUGCUGCACUCAACUUUGCAUCGUAUGACCUUCUCAAGUCGUCCCUGUACAAGUCAGGAGCAGUGAAGGAGUCAAUUCCCAAUAACCUUCUCAUGGGAGCUACGGCUGGCACCAUUGCCACCACUGUGUGCUACCCCCUGGAUACUGUGCGGAGGAGAAUGCAGAUGAAGGGCAAGGUGUACCGCAACACUCUGGAUGCGUUUGCCACGAUGGCCAGGACAGAAGGCCCACGGGGGUUCUAUCAUGGGUGGUGGGCCAACACUCUCAAGGUUGUACCCCAGAACUCCAUCCGCUUUGUGGCGUAUGAGUUCUUCAAGUCUGUGGCUGGGGUUAAGAAGGCCAAGACAGAUACAUGAGAUAGCACCCUUUGCAUGGAUCAAAUCCAACAACACUAAACCUCGUGCUCGUGAUCGAUUGCAAAAAUUUGCCCAUAUUAUGCAGUGUUUAUUCUUAGCAUGGCCUAUACAGAAUGCAGAAUGAUAUAGGUUAGUCGAAGCAUUUUUUUAAUUAUAUAGGUA
Closterium sp. NIES-67 is the source of this 1716-nucleotide messenger RNA. NCBI's taxonomy places the organism in Eukaryota, Viridiplantae, Streptophyta, Zygnematophyceae, Desmidiales, Closteriaceae. The record is from the annotation of a GenBank genome assembly.